This is a messenger RNA of Cetraspora pellucida, 333 nucleotides long. Lineage: Eukaryota; Fungi; Glomeromycota; Glomeromycetes; Diversisporales; Gigasporaceae. The record is from the annotation of a GenBank genome assembly.
AUGCCUUUCAACGCCUCUAAAGCUGAUCCCGUAGUCGGUGCCAAACUUUUCAAGACCCGUUGUGCCCAGUGCCACACGGUCGAAAAAGGUGGUAGUAAUAAAACUGGACCAAAUCUCCAUGGCCUUUUUGGCAGAAAAUCCGGCCAGGCUCCUGGAUUUACCUAUACUGCUGCAAACCAAAACAAAGGAGUAAUCUGGGGGGAAGAUACAUUGUUUGAUUACCUCGAAAACCCCAAAAAAUAUAUUCCCGGAACUAAAAUGGCAUUCGCAGGAUUUAAAAAAGAACAAGAUCGUAACGAUGUGAUUGCUUAUUUAAAACAAGCAACUGUCUAA